AUGAGGCCAGGGCAGACAAGGAGAAGGUGGGGCCAGACGUUCAGGAGGCUGGGAGAGACAUGGAGAAACCUGGGCAAGACAUGGAGGGGGAUGGGCCAGACAUGCAGGAACCUGGGGCAGACAUGGAGGAGGCCGGGCCAGAAGGGAGGAGACGUGGAGGAGGUGGGGCCAGAUGUGGAGGAGGCCAGGGCAGAUGUGGAGAACGCCAGGCCAGAGCUGAAUGAGGCUGGGCCGGAUGUCGAGGAGGCCUGGCCAGACAUGGAGGAGGCUGGGCCACAUGUGGAGGCGGCGAGGGCAGAGAAGACUGGGCCAGACAUGCAGGGGCCUGGGCCAUGUGUUGUGGAUGCUGGGCCAGGUGUGGAGGAGGACGGGCAGGAUGUGGAGGAGGCCAGUGGAGAUGUGGAGGAGGCCAGGCCAGAUGUGGAUGAGGCCAUGGCAGACAGGAGGGGGCCGGGCCAGAUGUGCUGGAGGCCACGAAAGACGUGA
This is a messenger RNA of Schistocerca cancellata (South American locust), 486 nucleotides long. RefSeq lists its product as uncharacterized. The record is from RefSeq and is a predicted model, not a curated record. NCBI's taxonomy places the organism in Eukaryota, Metazoa, Arthropoda, Insecta, Orthoptera, Acrididae. The transcript has a single exon. The coding region runs from base 1 to 486 and encodes 161 amino acids.